Setaria italica (foxtail millet) is the source of this 2944-nucleotide messenger RNA. Its product is annotated as exocyst complex component EXO70A1. Gene Ontology annotation, cellular component: exocyst. Gene Ontology annotation, biological process: exocytosis. The coding region runs from base 725 to 2815 and encodes 696 amino acids. The record is from RefSeq and is a predicted model, not a curated record. The transcript is spliced from 2 exons. Gene Ontology annotation, molecular function: phosphatidylinositol-4,5-bisphosphate binding. Lineage: Eukaryota; Viridiplantae; Streptophyta; Magnoliopsida; Poales; Poaceae.
GUUCAACCUAAAAGUUUAAACUGACAGGGAAAGGUGAGCAAUUCACUUAUACUUCAACACUUCCCCUCACGUGUAGGCUCUCUUAAGCCGCAUACGUGGAAAUUGGAGUGUGCUGCAAUUAUUUUAUUUAAUUGUGCCGCUAGAAUUUGAACUUGAGAUCUCUGGCUCUGAUACCAUAUUGAAUUGUUUGCUCCAACUAUUUUAAUCCAAAAGCUUAAACUGAUAGGAAAAGAUGAACAAUUCAUUUAUACUCCAACAUAAGCAUCCUAGAAUUAUUUCAGACUUCAUGACUCAUGAGUCCAUGUUACAGUACACUACCUCUAGUCCUCUGCCCUAAAAUGAUUGUGCUUCCCAUCAUCAGCAAGAAAAAGGUUAUUAUUCUUAUAUAUAAAGGAGUCCAAUUUUGUAGAGUGAAUCAAAGCGGUGGUUGAUGCAUUGUUUGUAUCCCAAAUCACAAUUGUACAGCUGUAAGAUGCAUGAUGUCUCUCUCAUAGGUAAUGGCGAAGUGAGGUGCAAUCUCCAAGGAUAACCAUUUGUCCUCAGCCCAGCAGCAAAUUUCCAGUAGCAACUUCAUCCUCUUCAGUUGCAGCAUCCAACGUCCAUCCCUCAUCGCACGGUGACCAACGUCUCCUAGUCAUCAUCAUCUCUAUUACAAAAAGCAAAGGCGCCAAUUGUUAGAGAGACCAUACACGCGUGUUGCUCAAACAACGGCCGGCCGCCGGCCAUGUGCCCGAACGCGUCAACCACGGCGGCCGCCGAUGCCGACACCGAGCUCGCAAAGAUUCAGGCCUCACGCGCCGCCAUAGUCUCGGUCCUCUCCGCCGCUGCCGAGGCCGAGAUCGACAUCGACGACGUCGGCGACCGCCUGGCCGAGCUGCUGUCCGGCGCCUCGCCGUCCUCCAACCUCCAGUCCCAGGCCGUGGCGGCGCGCGCGCUGCGGGCGCGCAUCGACCGCGCCGUCGCCCCGGCCGAACCUUUCCUCGCGGCGCUCCGCCGCGCGUCCGCGCUCGCCGAGGAGGCGGCGCCGCCCGCGGACCCGGCAGACGCCGGGGGCGCGGUCGCGUUCGUCGGCCGCGUGGAUCGGCUCCGCGACGCCAUCGAGGAGGUCGUGGCGCGCGGGGACGAGGCCGUCCGGAGGGUGGAGGAGGCGGUCGGGUUCCUCGGCCGGACCAAGGCCGCCGGCCGCGGCCGCGUGCGCAGGCUCACCGAGGCCGCUGCGGCGCUGCGCGCGGUGUACGAGGCGGAGGCGGAGCAGAUGCGCUUCGAGGGCCCGCUCGACGAGGCGCUCCUCGGCGUCCAGGACCUCUUCGAGGCGCUGCUCCUCAGGCUCAAGCACCCGGCGGCGCCCGUCGAUGACGAUAUUGCUGGCGCCGACGGAGACGACACGGCGCAGUACGAGCUGGGCACCGACGACGAGGUCGAGGCCGCCACAAGGAUGGCCAGAACGCUCGCCGGCAACGACUGCCUCGACAUCUGCCUUGACAUCUACGUCAAGACGAGGUACAGGAGAGCGGCCAAGGCGAUGAUGCGGCUCAACCCGGCGUACCUCAAGUCAUACACGCCGGAGGCCAUCGACGACAUGGAGUGGGAGUCGCUGGAGUCGGCCAUGGCGCUGUGGAGCCCGCACUUCCACGUGGCCAUCGCCUCCGUGCUCCCGGCGGAGCGCCGGCUCUGCGCGCGCGUGCUCGAACCCCUCCCACCAGCGGUCUGGCCCGAGUGCUUCGCCAAGAUCGCCGCCCGCAUCGCCGCGGCGUUCUUCCGCUUCGCCGACGGCGUGGCCGCCGCCGCGCGCGAGCCGCAGAGGCUGUUCAAGCUGCUCGACAUGCUCGACGCGGUGGUCCGGGAGCGGGGGCGCCUCGAGGAGCUCUUCUCCGGCGAGUCCGCCACGCUGGCCGCCAUCCGCGAGCGCGCGCGCGAGGUGGAACGCGCCCUGGCGCGCGCCGCCACCGGCGUGUUCUUCGAGUUUGGCCUCCGCAUCGAGACGCACUACGUUACCGGCGCCGGCGAAGGCGUCGGCGACGUGCCCAAGAUCGUGCGGUACGCCGUGAACUACCUCAAGUGCCUCGCGUCCGACGACUACCGCGGGCUCAUGGACGCCGCGCUGCGGGCGGAGCGGGAGCGCGGCGGCGACGAGGACGAGGACGGGAGCGAGGGCGGCGGCGACCGCGCGCCGCCACUCGCCGAGGCGGCGUCGAACGUGCUGGAGGCGCUGCGCCGGCACGUCGAGGCGGCGCGCCGGGCGUGCGCGGACACGGUGGCGUCGCACGUGACGGCCAUGAACGCGUACUGGUACAUCUACAUGCGCGCCCGGGGCUCGGAGCUGGCGAGGCUGGUCGGCGAGGACACCAUGCGGCGGCGGUACAAGGCGGCGGCUGAGGAGGCGGCGUGGGAGUACCAGGACGCGGCGUGGACGCCGCUCGUUCGGCUCGUUGCCGGCGGCAGCUCCGGGGCGCCGAGGACCUGGCCGCCCGAUGACGCGCGGGGAAAGGCAGCGGCGUUCGCCGACAUGCUCGAGGAUCGGGUGAGGCGGCACGGCGCCGAGUACAAGAUCCCCGACGGCGACCUCCGGGGACAGAUCAAGGCCGCGGCGGCCAAGGCGGUGCGCGGCGCGUACGCCGGGUUCUUGAAGGCCAACGACAAGGCCUUGGCCGGCGGCCGGAGGGAGAUGCUGCCGCUGGACGUCAUCGAGGGAAUGGUUGGGCGGGUGUUCGACGAACUGGGCGAUGGGGUAGCCGGCAGCGUCGGCCGGGCGAGGAGCAGCCGGAGCCGCCGGGAGUCGAGGGACAGCGCCAAUCUCGAGGGCUUUGGCGUCUAAAGAGGCUAUGUACUUAAGUUUGUGUUAGAACCAACAAAGAACGUUGUGUUAAUUCCUCGAGCCUUUAGUUUUUCAUAGACAUUGUAAGCCUGACUAUAUUUCCACUGAGUACCUAUUUUUUCUGCUUAA